Molecule: messenger RNA, 4124 nt
Organism: Oncorhynchus keta (chum salmon)
Lineage: Eukaryota; Metazoa; Chordata; Actinopteri; Salmoniformes; Salmonidae
Gene: kcnip3a
Product: Kv channel interacting protein 3a, calsenilin
Exons: 8
Coding region: 120-890 (256 amino acids)
Biological process (GO): regulation of potassium ion transmembrane transport; negative regulation of transcription by RNA polymerase II
Cellular component (GO): nucleus; voltage-gated potassium channel complex
Molecular function (GO): RNA polymerase II cis-regulatory region sequence-specific DNA binding; calcium ion binding; potassium channel regulator activity
Source: RefSeq, a predicted model, not a curated record
CUCUCCGUGCAGUGAGAUUCCUGGGGACAUCACAGCACGAGGCAAGUCUGCUUUGAGGAGAGCGCAAGGACAGAUGAACCCUUCAUAUCGGAGAGCAAGCCUACUUCACAUCAGACAACAUGCAGAAGGAUGGUAAGGUGGUGGAUGGCAGUCUGUUGGGGGAUGCCAACGGGGUAGAGCCUGGUCCAGGAAGAGUGAAGGAGUCUGGGAAAUGGCAGAAGCCCCAGUUCACACACAAAGCCCUGAUGAACUGUUGUCUGAUCAAAUGGAUCAUAACCAGCAGGACAACACCAGACAAAGACAGUAGUGACAGUGAUUUGGAGCUGUCUAUAGUUCGUCACCAACCAGAAGGCUUGGACCAGCUGCAGGUUCAGACCAAGUUCACCAAGAAGGAGCUCCAGUCACUAUACAGGGGCUUCAAGAAUGAGUGUCCGAGUGGUUUGGUUGAUGAAGAGACGUUCAAGACCAUCUAUUCUCAGUUCUUUCCCCAAGGAGACGCCACCACCUAUGCACAUUUCCUGUUCAAUGCGUUUGAUAUGGACAGAAAUGGCUCCAUUCGUUUUGAGGACUUUGUGAUUGGCCUGUCUGUUCUUCUGAGAGGGUCAGUCACAGAGAAACUCAACUGGGCCUUCAACCUGUAUGACAUCAACAAGGAUGGAUACAUCACUAAAGAGGAGAUGCUGGCUAUUAUGAAGUCCAUCUAUGAUAUGAUGGGCAGGUACACAUACCCCAGUGUACGGGAUGAGGCACCCUCUGAACAUGUGGAUAAGUUCUUCCAGAAAAUGGACAGAAACAGAGAUGGAGUGGUGACCAUUGAGGAGUUCAUUGAGACCUGUCAGAAGGACGAGAACAUCAUGAACUCCAUGCAGCUCUUUGAGAAUGUGCUCUAGAGCCCAGCAGAACAUACUACGUCAUUCUCCCAUCGUCCGAUCCCGUCCUCCUGUCUAUACACAACCCUUGUCCAAUCCCAUAAUAUACACGCACACGCACACACACACACACACACACACACUCAAUUUAGUGCAUCCUAAUCUAGGAUGGCUAAUCCACAGAUAUGUACUAGCAGAGUUCAUUUACUGCUGCACUAGCUUCAACCUGCCACUGCUUGUGGACUAAAGAGCGCACUAGAGAAAGAAAAGAGGAGAGGAGAGAAGAGAGCUACUGGGACUUCUUCUACUUUACAACUUGUCAGCUUCCCAAAGAAAGGAGAAAGAAGGACCAAACUGCUCAACACUGAUGAUCCGAGGAGCUUCUAGAACUCUGCCUUCUCAUUGGACCAAAAUGACAAAUGACUAAUCAAAAGAUGGAGAGAGAAUAUGAGAGUGGCAAUUGUGGAAACUCAUCAUGAUGUUGCUGACCUCCAGACCAGGAUCCUGUAGCUACAACACAUAAGUACACUUACACAGCACUUACACAUACUAUAUGGGGAUGCACUGACACACUUCUUUGAAUAGUGUUUAAGAGAGUUGAUGUAGCGUACAGCAAGUUGGAUUGAUCCUGGGCAAGGACACCAGCACCAAACACCACAGAGACACUAAAUUGAAAAGAACUGAAGCAUGCGCUUGCACUAAGAAUCAUUCAUAUUCUACAAUAUGCACCAGAUGAGAAUGCAUUGUAAAUGUAGAUAGUCACAUUAGACCACUAAAAGAAAACGCAGUGUGUAUGUAGAUAUGUAUAGACAGUAAUAUAUAAUAAUAACAUAAAUAAAGUUAGACGUUGUGCUCUCCUCUGUACUGCUCUAUUGGUAGUAAGUAGUAGGUGGGGUUAAGGUUAAGGCCAAACAAAAUCUAUGGGCAGGUUUUCUUAACACUUACAGAAUACUAAUUGAUGGAAUUGUAGCCUUACAUGUUUAGUAUGUCUUUUUGGAUCAUUUGAUCGUACAGGUAUUUUGUUUCAUUUCAAGUCAGUUCUGGAGUUUUGAGUUAACCCUACGGGCGGUGGGCUCUAACCCUACUGGUUGCGUCUGUGGCCAUAGUUCUAGGUAACACAGGGAGGGUCACUGGUUCUGUUCUGUCACCAACGGACCAGCGAGUCACCAACGGAUAAGCAUGAGAUGUACAGUAUGUCAGUGCCUCCUUAUAAUGUGUGUAACAACAAGACAGAUAUACUAAGAUGUAUAUGUGUUAUAAACUAAAGCCAUCCUCAGAUGAAUACAGAGUAUACAGCUAUGGCUUGAUCCCUCUUCUCAAUCGUUCAUCGGAGGUUUUGUUUUUUUAAUGUCCCAAAAUGGCCCCCUGAUUUCCUUUCGGGAAUAGGGUCCAUUUAGGACAUCUAUGAUGUGAUCAUCUGAGGUCUGAGCACUGACCACUAGUGAUGACAUCACUUUCCUAUCCUAAGCCCUGAUAAGGUAUGUGGUGUUGUUGUUGUUGUUGUUGUACAGAUAUAUGCAGUAGUGAAUGAAGGAACAGUGUUCCUGUGGCAGAAGGUAUUAUUACAUGCCCGUUCUUCUCAUUGAAACCAAAAGCAUUUCUGGGACGGCAAAAAUAUGCCAUAAUCCUGAUGCGGUAAUACCAUGGUAAAUAAUGGUAAUACUAUAAUCCUUUGUACCUGUAACACGUUGACUGCUCAGACUGCAGACAAAACCCAUACCCACACCCCGCCCCACCCCAUACUUUCAUACCCCUACACCUAAGCCCUAACCACCAAAGCCCCUAGGCACCAGGCCCUAUAUAUUGUACCCUGUGGCCCUGUUCUAGGAAAUCACAUUGUCUCAGAGGUAGAGUGUUGUAACAGAGGUUUUCUCUGUCUUUGCCAUAACAACAUAGCUCAUGUGACCUGGCCUGGAGCAGAUUAGUUCUGUUCACACGUGUGCGUGUGUGUGUUUGUUUGUGCGGUCUGGCAUGAAUGAAUGAAACAGACUAGAGACCAAACCAUAGAACUAAAGAAUGCACAGAUAGCAUGGCCAAGCCCCGGUGCCUGGCCUAAAUGUCAAACACACACACACACACACACACACACACACACACACACACACACACACACACACACACACACACACACACACACACACACACACACACACACACACACACACACACAUAUAUAUACUCACACACUCCAUGUGAGCCACUCUCUCCAUGAGAAAACAAUGUUGUGUUAUUUACUGUUUGAAGGAGGGCCUGUUUUGAAGCAGAAAGACUAGAAUGACCAGUGCAAACAUGAGGGAAUUCUUAACUCAUAAUUCAUUUGAAUUCUAAAUGGCCUGAUUGAGAAUUCCCAGGAUUCCUAGGCUGUAUGUGUUGAUCACUUCACUAUCCGUGGGAUGUCAUCAUGAGUGGGUGGGUGGGUGUGUAUGUGAGCAUUACAAAGUGUACGUGUGUGCAUGAGUGCUAGAAUGUGUGUGUGUGUUGCAAAGUGGAGCAUGAUGUAAAUCCAGGCUUUAGGAUCUCUAGUGCUACUCCUCCUGCCAAACACCUUCACAAACAUGUGACUCCUGAUUCUACUGUCCCAAAUCCUCAGGUCUCAGCUCCCUUACACCACACAUGCACGCACGCAUGCACACACACACACACACACACACAUUAAGGUUCAAGUUCUGGAAUACUACAGGCCUACAUAAGCCUUUACCUUACAUACCUGUAGUCAUUGUCAUGUGGGGUACUUUAUCUCACAUGCAUAAAUAACCACCAAAGCGAGCACUGAGAGAGAGUUUGUGUAUGUCUGUCAUGUCUGAUCUCACUCCCUUGUGUAUGCGUCAGUGGCAGGUGCUGGUAGGGUAAAGGCUGAUUGGGGAUUAGUCAAUAGCCAGGUCAUAGCAGGUCAGGAGGACACGGCCACUUUGGCCAAUGGAAAAUGAAGCACUUUAGUUAGUUCAUUGAGUGGAUAAUAUACUGUAGCAGAUCUUACACUACAGGGCCAAUAAUAAACAACAAAAAGAGUAGAUCUAAGAUCAGGUGCCUGCUGUACAUCAAAUCUUAUUCAUUAUUGUCUAAAAGGCUAAACUGAUCCUAGAUCAGCACUUCUAAUCUGAGAUGCUUGUUGAUAAAUACAUGCCCAAAUAUGACUUUGUUUCUGGAUGGAGACUGAUUUGCCAGACUGCUGUAUAAAUUCCUCUGUUGGUCUUUGAGUUGACUGCCUGAUCUGUUAGGUACCUGCUUUGGCUUUCAAAUAGAUCAUUGAUUUAG